AGCUUGUGUCUCUCGAUUGUGGCUACUUUUCUGGCAACAGAGUAAAAGGAGUCCAUGCAAGAGAAAGAAGAUUUCAUGGCUCAGAUCCCCAUCAUGGAUUUGUCUGGAAAUCAAGUGGCGCUGGUGGUACCAUUCUGUUUAUUGAUUUGAGUUUGUCGUAAUGAGGUGGGAUUCGUAGAUGUAUACACACUCCAUUGUCUUCCUUUUGUGGUUGCUAAUGUCUUAUUUUAAUUCCACAGCGGGGGAUAUAAUUUCACACAGACGUCUUGGCAAAGCCUUCAUCAGUAUGUCAAAUGAAAGGUUACCACCUCUCCCUCUCUAGAUAGCUGUUGCCUGUAGAAAGUGGUUAAUUCCACCCUCUUUAGAUACUGGUGCCAUACUGAUGCCUCUCGUACAAAUGAUCUGUAAUGUGUUGAUGUGCACCCAGGAAAUGAUUGAUGGUUGAUGAGGAAAGAUAUGACUCCGAGGCAAAAGUGAAGAAGACAAACAAAGAGAUCGAGGACCUGAAGAUGAAAGUGGUUGAGAUCCAGGGCAUAAAGAAGCCAGCUCUGAAGAAAGUGCGUAUGUCUGCUGAUGCUAUGCUCCAGGCUCUGCUGGGCACCAAGCACAAGGCUUCCAUGGAUUUCAGAGCCAACUUGAAAGAAGUGAAGAAGGAGGUCAAAGAGGAGGUGGGUAUUUGUGGGGAGAAUUAUGAAGCAGAGAAUCACAGUACUUUGGGAGAGGAAGUCAGUGACUGGCGUAAGAACGUUGAUGAACAGUCUGGCAUGGACGGCAGGAAGAAGAAGUUUCAGUCUGCAAAAAUGACAAAAUUAGUUUUGGUGUUCAAAACUACAGAGGAUACAGAGUGA
Molecule: messenger RNA, 848 nt
Organism: Oncorhynchus keta (chum salmon)
Lineage: Eukaryota; Metazoa; Chordata; Actinopteri; Salmoniformes; Salmonidae
Product: troponin I, fast skeletal muscle-like
Exons: 3
Coding region: 438-848 (136 amino acids)
Biological process (GO): muscle contraction
Cellular component (GO): troponin complex
Source: RefSeq, a predicted model, not a curated record